CAGACAGAAAACGGAUCGUUGCACUUUUAUCGGUGAAACGCUAAAUUUGUACAAUACCAAGUUUUCUAUGGAUCUAGAUUAAUUUAAAUUGUACUUAUUACUUUUAAUUAUGUUUUGGAGCGGGAACUUUAUCGUUGUUAGAGAGUUAAACAAUCUCCUUAAAGAGGAGAAUGUAACACUGACUCAGGUGUUAGAGGCAGAUGAUAUACUGCAAGAAUGUAAGGCUGAUAAUAAGGCGCUGAUGCUCUUUUUAACAAAAUCAGAAAUCCUAGCAGAACUGGUAACACUGAUCACAGAAGAGCCGCCUGAAAAUGUAGAUUUAGCAUCCCAGUAUCGCCAUGCGCACAUUGCUAGUGAAGUCCUCACCAGCCAGCUGAUGAUGCUGAGUGAUCGGUUAUCAAUGGAUGCGGUGCAGAUGAACAGGCUCUGCGACUUUGUUAACAAGGAUCCACCGUUAAAUCCAUUACUUGCAUCAUACUUUAGUAAAACUAUAGAAAUGCUGCUUGAGAAAAGUCCUAAACAGGAUUGGUACCUUUAUCAUAUAGUGUGCCUCAGAGUGUUGGAUUUUUUUAAAUCAAGACGUGAUUUCUUGCCAAACCUCUUACGACAUAUUUCAACAUCAAGUAUUGCGGACAUUUUCAAAUACUUUAUAAGACUUGAUGAUCCCUUUAAUAAAAUUAUUUUGGAGUGGUUAGAAGAAAACCAGUUUCUCGAGAGUCUGAUACAUAUAGUCUGUGGUACAUAUGAGCAUGAGGAAGUAAGACCGGUCACGAUGACCGAUCGCUCGGAGAGAUCCCCGGAACAGACUGAGAAAGGUCAACAGGAGACUAGUGAGAAAGUGGAGAUGAACCACAAAGAAGGAAAAGAGCAGAAUGAUCCUGAAACAGAUUCAAAGUCAUGUGACGAAGAGUCAGGUAUGAGUAAGAAGCGUAUAGCGGAGGCGGGGCGUGCCUCAGCUAACGCGGCCGCGCUGCUCUGCGACUUGUUGCUCGGCGCGUGCGCACCGCAGGGAUCUAUGGCUAAGCCGCUGACGUCAUGGACGCUAGUGUCUCGGCUGCGGUCCGAGGAGUGCGUGCGCCUGGUGCUGCAGUGCAUGUUCACGUCGCCCGCGGCGGUGCGCCGGCAUGCUGUCGUCAAUGGCUGCCAGCUGCUGCUGGCGCUGCUGCCGCAUGACUCGCAGCCUGGUAAUGGGGGUGGUGUCGCGGGCGGGGGCGAGGGUGCGUGGUGCAGCAGCAGCGUGCAGCGCGCGGUGGCGCCGCAUCUGCCCCUGCUGCACCAGGCGCUGCUGCGACCGCCGGCACACCUCGACAACACCACCAGCGCCAACACCAGCACCAACACCAACACCAACAUCAACUCGACGGAAAAACCCAAACACGAAGAGUGUCAAGAUAACACUGAAGACACAGAAUGCAUAGAAGCGGCAGAAGAAUGUAAAGAGAAAGAGAGUAACAGAGAAGAGAGUGAGAAGUGCGAGCGGGCGGGGGGCGUGGGGGGCGCGGGGGGCGUGGGCGCGGCGCGGGUGCACGUGGCCGCGCUCAUCGCACAGCUCGCAUUCUCUGAUGUUGAAGAUGUACAUAACGCUUUAAUUACUCUAGGCACGGCGGGCGUGCUGUUGGACAUGUUCUUCGACUACCCGCAGAACAACUUCCUGCACACGCAGGUCUACAUCCUGAUACACAACGCGCUCUCUAACUCCAUCUACGGCGAGAGAUACGCUAAACAUCUAAUAGAUGAAUGCAAUCUGCUCACGAGACUAAUGGAUACGUUUGAAGAAAAUGAGAACACAAAAGGCGUGCGGCGCGGCAACAUGGGGCACGUGGUGCUGGCGCUGCGCCGCCUGGAGGGCGCCGCGCCCGCGCUGCCCGCCGCCGCCGCGCGCUGGCGACACUUCCGCGACACCGCGCUGCGCCCGCUGCUGCAGCGACACGACACGCCGCUCGGAGGUUUCUAUCCUUCAGAAAACAUCUAUGACUUCAACGAGGCGUCCAGUGUGAACGAAAAUGUAACUGCGGUCCAACUAGCUUGUGAUAAUGCGUCAAAUGAAAAGAACUUCUUGGAAGUUGCCGGCCAACGUUUCGAUGAUGAUAUGUGGGAGGACACAGUGGAGGGCGAGGGGGAGGGGGAGGCUGACGCGGAGAACGACAACGAACAGGAGGGUGAGGCUGACCCUGCUCGCGUCAGGGAAAUACUUGCUGACGUCUCACCGUGGGAUACGGCCGAUGAUAACGCGACCGAUGGCACCGAAUGGGCAAAUUUUGGCGAUGUUUUCGCGACGCCAAUUGAUCCUUUCGCUCCUGUAGGAGACACUCCGCCCUCGCAACAUGCGUUCGAUCAACAAGAUUUUGCACCAUUUUGGCAUUACAAUGACAGCCAUAACUCAGAUGCGAACUGUCAGGGGGGUUUGGACCAAUCUCUGCAAGCGUUGAGUUUAGGCGGGGAUUUUAAAGUGAAGCCGAUGGAUGAUGCGUCAACCGCGGAGUUGACCAACAACUUGCUGACAGCAAUGAGUUCGAUGACACCUGAUGUUAUUGCUGACAUUGUUAGCGCGAUGCCGCAGCCGGAUGAGUUAGUGACGCCACUUGAGUUGGUUCAACCGCUCAGUGAGCCACUCACUGAGCCGAUUCAAUCACUCACUGAGCCGAUUGAGUCACACACUGAACCGAUUGAGUCACUCACUAAGCCGAUUGAGUCACUCACUAAGCCGAUUGAGUCACACACUGAACCGAUUGAGUCACUGACUACGCCGGUCACUGAGCCGGUCUCUGAGCAGAGCUCCGAGCAGAGUAGUGAGGAGCCGUCGGCCGACAGGUGAUCGUAUGUAUGGAGCAAGCGGCACCUGACUCGCUGCGACGACUGCGGACUGUUGUUCGACGCCAACAGGUUUUAAUACUUGUGAUACUUGUAAUCAUUUAUUUUUCAUUAUCUACCGGUUUUAAUAUGAAACCACACGUUUUUGUACAAUAUACAUUAAAUGUCAUUGUUUAAUAUUAUUGUCAGUUGUAAUUCAGUAAUUAAUCUGUUCCUAAUACGUACAAAAGCCAUUUUAUAAAGGACCAAUGGAUAGAAUCGUUUGAGGUUAUUCACCCUUUUAUACAAAAUGUCAUUAUGAAGUUUACUGUUUAUCACAUUUAUCUUAUCUGAAUAGUAUUACUUACUUAGACUUCGACUUUGCUUAUGCCUAACUUACGUAACACUUGCUCAGUGUUAUCACGGAGACUUAUAGUCUUGUGCUGAGAAUUUACUGACUACCUUCAUACCGAGCAAUAGUUCAUGCAAUUUCUAAGUUAUGUCUAAGCUAAGUCUAAAUACGCUAAAUUUCACUUAAUGUAUGAAUUUGGUAAUCAUAUAUCUAAGUUCGUUUAAAUAAAAAAAUGCGUAAUUCAUGAUAAAAAAAGGUAAACGUACCAAUGAUUGAUCACCAGUGACAAUUUUUUCGCUAUAUUGCGCCUUCAGUAUAAUAUAAGACGUCUGUCUGUUUGACACCAAUUGGCGUGUGAUAAUGAACAAAGUUAUUUUUAAGUCGAAGUGAGCUUAUUUAGUAAAUGUACUGACACGCAAAGUUUCACUAAAUUAAUUCAUCUAGUGUUAAGUUAUAUUGCUUUAAAUUUUGCACAACAAAGGCAAAGAUGACAGCUUAAAAAUUACAGCCAGCUAACACGGCGAGGCGCUGAUGACAUCAUGGCUCAUGACACUGGUGUCAUAAUUUGUCGCUAGUGUCAUUCGUAAAUUUUAAAUUUUUAACUAUUUUACGUGCAUAUAUUUUAACCUACUCGUAACCGUUGUGUAUAUUUCCGAAUACCCGAAUUGUAUUUUUCAUGAUUUGUUUUAAAUGCUUAUUUGUAAAGAUUUUUUAACAUUGUAGCUAGCCAAUGUAUAAAGGUAUAUUAAACAAUUUUUAAUAUAUAACUAUUAUUAAAAUUAAUAUUUGAUUGGAUAACAUCAAACAAUAUGCCUGCAGAACGCUAACGGUUGUUAGGCUUUAAAUUGAAUACAACAUGAAGUAACAAGUAAUUUUGCAAGCCUCGUAAUGAAAACGUGCGUAUAUUGUUGAAAUGAAAAUUUGUACAAAAUUAUUGCAUUUUUGCCUUUAUUACUUAUAUGAUACAGAUUAUUUUAGAUGUUGAAUAAAAUUACUAAUCUCAACUAUCUGAUUUGUAUGAAGCAAAUCUUGUAUUGGUCGAUAUUGUUCUGUGAUGUUUUUGUGCAACGCAAUGUGUUAUUAAAAAAAUAACUAGCUUCAAUUGUAAUUUUAAGAAAGGCGUGCACUCUACUAAUGUGUGGAUUAGAUUUUAUAUUUGAAUUAGAAAAUUAAAGCUCCCUACAGGCUUUUCUUAUGUAGGCUUUAGAAGUAUUUACUGUACUGUUGGUGAGAUGUAACUGUUUUUUAUAAAGUUUAAAAACUAAAAAGGUUAACGAAGAGAUUUUUAGAUUUAAUUAUAACCCAUUAACCUUAAAAUGAAAUCUCUAUUCUCCACACAAACAUGCUAUUCGUUAAAUAAAGACAAUAAUUUCAAUUAUAUCCAAGCAGCGUACCAAAAAAAAAUCCCUCAUUUGUCUAGAAUCUUAAAAUUUAAUGUCCCAGGAACAUAAAGACUCUAUAUCCCUCAUUGUAGAGUGUACCGCCUGUGUAGAAUAAUGUGUUAAAACCAUAUUUAGUGUUGUCCUCGUGUUCAAUUCUUAUUUCAAUUAGCAGUGUUUACUGUAUAUAUUAUCUAUAUCUACAAUUGUUCGUAGUUAGCGUAGUCGCAACGUGUAGCCUUCUGCGUACCUUAAAAUGUCUAAGUUCCACGCAAUGUACUUUAAGAGUUAUUUUUAAAAAUGCAUAUUACAAUGUAUGGGACCUAUAUGAGUCCCUUGCGGCAUACUGUUUGAGAUGUUGAUGAAUUCGUUAAAUGUGAGUAUAAACGCAAUUAUUAAGUAGAUUUUAAGUGUAGAAAUCGAACAGACGUAUGAUAUGUGUGAGGUUUUAUUUCAUUGUUUUAUUCGUAAAUCUAUGAUGUGAUCAAUUAUGUCGAUGCUGUUGAAAAAUCGAUUAUUUUGUUAUAGACGAUUUCGGAUUCAAUGUACUUUUUAAUUUAAAAACAAAAAUGUAAGUAGUGUACGAUUUUGUUCCAAUACGUUAAUUUACCUUUCAAUAUUCAUAUCUGAAUAUAUCGCAAGACAUAUCUAAGGCAAGAUAGGCCAUUUCGGUACAUAUGUUUGGAAUAUCAUUUGUAGAUUUAGUUCGAUAUAAAGGAAAGUUUGAAUGUUUUCAGGAUAGCUAACAAAAUUAAUACGUUUGAUGUAUUUCCUUACUUCAGUCAAAUUAUUUUGUCUUUGAUUUUAUAAAGUUGAUGAUAAUCUUGUACUAACCUUGUAGGCGAAUCGAGUAUUAAUUUAUGUUUAAAUGAAACCAGAAUGUAUCAAAAAUGAAAUUAAAAUAACCAAUUCCGUAGUAGUUGGCAAAGAUUUAAUUUAUAUCUACCCUUUCUUACAUUGUCUUUUGUUACCUAUUUUGUCGAAAUUUACUAAAGCUAAUGUAAGUUAUUUCAUAUGAUGUUUGAUGUUCAUUUACUUGUCAUAUCAUAUUCUCGAUAAUAAUAAGGAUGUUACUGAAAUUGUAUUUAAGUCGAAUGAAUUUUGAUCGACUUUGAUCAUUGUUGUAGAUUCAUAUCAUUUGAACGUUUUGUAUUUCUGUAAAUUCAACUUUCAUGUGUUUUAAAUUUUAAUGUCUACGUAUCAGUUUCAAAAGUUUCUGGUAAACCGUGAAUUCGAAUUUGAAACUUGUUUUGAUAGCGAAUUCAAAGUGUUAGCUUAAUUAAUCUUAACUAGCUGUGAUUAGCGAAAUGUGACGAGGCACUGCGAUGUGACACAUUCCUUACUUUACAUCUAUGGUACCAUUUGAGAUGCUGUUGGUUAAAAUCACUGUAUCUAUUUUAAAAGUUAUUCUAGUUUUUACCCGACUGACAGAGGUGAUGUUUUUCGCGCGUAUGUUUUUUAAUUUUAUUGUGACGGUCUACAGACUAAAGUACUGAACCGAUUUUCAAUGAGCUGUCAAAUAACUCGUUUUCUUCCCCGGAGAGUCAGACAUUAGCACAAAAGAAAUACAAUAGACAUGAGAGUUAUUCUUUAAAAAUUGUAAAAAAAUCGAGUUUGAAUCUCACCAUAAAUCUUUAGUUAGUCGGGUUUUUUGUUCUUUUAAAUUAUAGUAAUGCAACCUGUUGCCCGCGACUUCGUCCACGCAAUAUUAAGAUAAAAAAGU
This is a messenger RNA of Papilio polytes (common Mormon), 6244 nucleotides long. RefSeq names its product serine/threonine-protein phosphatase 6 regulatory subunit 3 (gene fmt). NCBI's taxonomy places the organism in Eukaryota, Metazoa, Arthropoda, Insecta, Lepidoptera, Papilionidae. The record is from RefSeq and is a predicted model, not a curated record. Gene Ontology annotation, molecular function: protein phosphatase binding; protein phosphatase regulator activity. The coding region runs from base 110 to 2815 and encodes 901 amino acids. The transcript is spliced from 18 exons. Gene Ontology annotation, cellular component: cytosol; nucleus.